This is a messenger RNA of Oncorhynchus kisutch (coho salmon), 4440 nucleotides long. RefSeq names its product protein flightless-1 homolog. Gene Ontology annotation, cellular component: nucleus; cytoplasm; actin cytoskeleton. Gene Ontology annotation, molecular function: phosphatidylinositol-4,5-bisphosphate binding; actin filament binding. The record is from RefSeq and is a predicted model, not a curated record. Gene Ontology annotation, biological process: myofibril assembly; actin filament severing; barbed-end actin filament capping. NCBI's taxonomy places the organism in Eukaryota, Metazoa, Chordata, Actinopteri, Salmoniformes, Salmonidae.
UGACUUUGUGGCUGUGGUAACCAGUGUCUCCGCUCCGCAUGAUAAACCAAACACCAACAGAGACUCGGCAGCGACGGACGGACGGUUUCCCGAAGCACAAAUGGCUGCCACCGGAGUCCUUCCUUUUAUCCGGGGGGUAGACCUAUCUGGAAACGACUUCAAAGGAGGUUACUUCCCUGAACAUGUGAAGUCUAUGAGCAGUCUGAGAUGGCUGAAACUCAACAGGACCGGCCUGUGUUAUCUGCCAGAGGAGGUGGCUGCACUGCAGAAACUGGAACAUCUGUCUGUGAGUCACAACAGCCUGACUACUCUACAUGGAGAACUGUCCAGCCUGCCGAACCUCAGGGCGGUGGUUGCCCGGGCCAACAACCUGAAGAACUCUGGAGUUCCUGAUGACAUCUUUCAGCUGGACGACCUCUCAGUCCUGGACCUGAGCUUCAACCAGCUGACUGAGAUCCCCCGAGACCUGGAGAACUCCAAGAACAUGCUGGUGCUCAACCUCAGCCACAACAGCAUCGAUGCCAUCCCUAACCAGUUGUUCAUCAACCUGACUGACCUGCUGUACCUGGACCUGAGUGACAACAAGCUGGACAGCCUCCCUCCUCAGAUGAGACGCCUCGUCCACCUGCAGACCCUCAUCCUGAACAACAAUCCCCUGAUGCACGCCCAGCUACGCCAGCUGCCAGCCAUGGUGGCCCUCCAGACUCUCCACCUGAGGAGCACCCAGAGAACCCAGAGCAACAUGCCUACCAGUCUGGAGGGACUGGUACACCUGGCAGACGUGGACCUGUCCUUCAACGACCUGAGUCGGGUUCCUGAGUGUCUCUACACGCUGAGCAAUCUGAAGCGUCUCAACCUCUCCUCCAAUCAGAUCUCAGAGCUCUCCCUCUGCAUCGACCAAUGGACUCAGCUAGAGACACUCAACCUCAGCAGGAACCAACUCACAUCACUGCCUUCUGCUAUCUGUAAGCUGGGGAAGUUGAAGAAGCUUUAUGUGAACAGUAACAAGCUGGACUUUGAUGGAGUUCCGUCUGGUGGGAAGUUAUCCAGUCUGCAGGAGUUCAUGGCUGCUAACAACAACCUGGAACUAAUACCCGAGGGACUCUGUAGGUGUGGGAAGCUGAAGAAGUUGGUUCUGAAUAAGAAUCGUCUGGUGACUCUUCCUGAAGCUAUCCACUUCCUCGUCGACCUAGAGGUUCUAGAUGUACGUGAGAACCCCAACCUGGUGAUGCCUCCCAAGCCGGUGGACAGGACAGCAGAGUGGUACAACAUCGACUUCUCUCUUCAGAACCAACUGAGACUGGCUGGAGCAUCCCCUGCUGUAAUAUCUGCUGCAGGGGGAGGGGCCAGCCCACGGGACCCCCUGGCGAGGAAGAUGAGGCUGAGGAGGAGGAAGGACAGUAGUCAAGACGACCAGGCUAAACAGGUCCUCAAGGGGAUGAGUGAUGUCACACAAGAGAAGAACAAGAGUUUCGAGGAGAACGGCGAUCAGAAGUAUGGGGAACUGAAUGCGUCAUUGGGACACGCGCGUCGUUGGGACAAGAGUCUGGAGAAACCACAGCUGGACUACUCCGAGUUCUUCAUGGAGGACGUAGGACAGGUCCCUGGUGUGUUUGUGUGGCAGAUAGAGAACUUUGUUCCGAUGCAGGUGGACGAGGCGUUCCAGGGGAAGUUCUACGAGGCUGACUGCUACAUCAUCCUCAAGACGUUCCUGGACGACAACGGAGCCCUGAACUGGCAGAUAUUCUACUGGAUUGGUCAGGAAGCUACGCUGGAUAAGAAGGCGGGGUCUGCCAUCCACGCCGUCAACCUCCGUAACUACCUGGGGCGGAAGUGUCGAACCAUUAGAGAGGAGAUGGGAGACGAGUCCGAGGAGUUCAGCGCUGUGUUUGAAAAUGACAUCUCCUACAUUGAGGGGGGGACAGCCAGCGGCUUCUAUACUGUGGAGGACACACACUAUACUGUCAGGUUGUAUCGUGUUUAUGGGAAGAAGAACAUCCGUCUGGAGUCGGUUCCUCUGAAGGCCUCGUCCCUGGACCCACGGUUUGUCUUCCUGGUGGAUACGGGUCUGGAGAUUUUCAUCUGGAGAGGAGCCAACGCUACUCUGGCCGGUACCACUAAGGCCCGGCUGUUUGCAGAGAAGAUCAAUAAGAACGAGCGUAAGGGGAAGGCAGAGAUCACCACCCUGCAGCAGAGUCAGGAACCUCCUAACUUCUGGGAGGUUCUGGGAGGACAACCUGAAGAGAUACGCAAACACGUUCCAGAUGACUUCACACCCGUACGACCCAAACUAUACAAGGUGGGUCUGGGUCUGGGAUACCUGGAGCUCCCUCAAAUCAACUACAAGCUGUCAGUGGAACACAAAGAGAAGGUCAAACUGGACAAAAUGCCGGAACUACGACUGCUCCAGACCCUGCUGGACACUAAAGGAGUGUACAUCCUGGACUGUCUGUCUGAUGUGUUUAUCUGGAUUGGGAGGAAGUCUCCUCGUCUGGUGAGAGCAGCCGCCCUGAAGCUAGGACAGGAAGUCUGCACUAUGCUGCACCGCCCCAAACACGCUACUGUUACCAGGAACCUGGAGGGGACAGAGUGUCAGGUGUUUAAGUCUAAGUUUCAGAACUGGGAUGAUGUCCUGAAGGUGGACUACACCAGAGCAGCUGAGAGUGUAGAGCAACAGCAAGGAUUACAGGGGAAGGUCAAGAAGGAUGCUGAGAAGAAAGACGAGAUGAAGGCUGACCUCACCGCCCUCUUCCUCCCCAGACAACCCCCCAUGGUCCUCACUGAGGCAGAGCAGAUGAUGGAGGAGUGGAAUGAGGAUCUGGAUGGAAUGGAGGGAUUCGUGUUGGAGGGGAAGAAGUUUGCUCGUCUGCCGGAGGAGGAGUUUGGACACUUCCACACACAGGACUGCUACGUCUUCCUGUGCAGGUAUUGGGUGCCAGUAGAAUACGACGAUGAGGACAAGGAGAAGAAGGAGAGGCACGGCCACCACGGAGGAGAGGAAGAGGAGGAGGAGAGGGUGGAGGAAGACUUCCAGUGUGUUGUGUAUUUCUGGCAGGGCCGGCAGGCCUCCAACAUGGGCUGGCUCACCUUCACCUUCUCUCUGCAGAAGAAGUUUGAGAGUCUCUUCCCUGGGAAACUGGAGGUGGUCCGUAUGACUCAGCAGCAGGAGAACCUCAAGUUCCUGUCUCACUUCAAGAGGAAGUUCAUCGUCCAUAAAGGGAAGAGGAAACAGAAGAUCGAUGCCCAGCCCUCCCUCUACCACAUACGCACCAAUGGCAGCGCUCUCUGUACCAGGACCAUCCAGAUAGGAACGGACUCCAGUAACCUGAACUCAGAGUUCUGCUUCAUCCUCAAGGUGCCGUUUGAGAGCACAGACAACCAGGGGAUAGUGUAUACCUGGGUGGGCCGGGCUGCUGAUCCUGAUGAGGCCAAACUGGCGGAAGACAUCAUGAACUGUAUGUUUGAUGACACCUACAGCAAACAGGUGAUCAACGAGGGGGAGGAGCCGGAGAACUUCUUCUGGGUGGGGAUUGGCUGUCAGAAGGUAUACGACGAGGACGCUGACUAUAUGAAGUACGCCAGACUGUUCCGCUGCUCCAAUGAGAAGGGAUACUUCGCCGUGUCUGAGAAAUGUUCUGACUUCUGUCAGGACGACCUGGCCGACGAUGACAUCAUGCUACUGGACAACGGCAAAGAGGUGUACAUGUGGGUGGGAACUCAGACCAGCCAGGUAGAAAUUAAACUCAGCCUCAAAGCCUGCCAGGUCUACAUCCAGCACAUGCGUUCUAAGGAGACGGAGACCCCCAGGAAGCUGCGUCUGGUCAGGAAGGGAAACGAGCCACACUGCUUCACACGAUGCUUCCACGGCUGGGGCGCCUUCAAGACUGCGCUCGCGUAGACACGUCCACGGUCUUUAGGACAAAGCUGUGUCUGUUGGCUUUAUCAUAUCAGCGUUUUACCUGCUUGAUACCCCCGUCACCCUUCCUGCCUCCCCUCUCCUCCUCCCUCACCUCUGUUCCCCUCUCCCCCCCCCCCCCUCUCCUCCUCCCCCUCUCCCCCCCCCCUCUCCUCCUCCCCCUCUCCCCCCCCCCUCUCCUCCUCCCUCACCUCCGUUCCCCCUCCCUCACCUCUGUUCCCCUCUCCUCCUCCCUCACCUCUGUUCCCCUCUCCUCCUCCCUCACCUCUCCGUUCCCCUCUCCCCCUCCCUCACCUCUGUUCCCCUCUCCUCCCCGUUCCAACGACGUGGCUGUUCUGACAUCCCAGACACAGAGAGGAAUCUGUGUUUCAGUGAUUGGUCCGGGCCUUGCCGUAAUACCAGAUAUAGAUAUUUACUGUACUGCAGCAGCUCAACGUGCGCACGCCUGGCUGUAAUUGUGCACGCUGUCACUUGCACACACUAUUUAUGGAUUUUAUAUGAGAAUAAAGUUUCACAGGAUCUGC